GAAGAGCUGCUGGAGCUAGAAGCUAGAAGCUGUUUCUUUUGGGUCGUUGCGUAUUGCGUUAUAAUAAUAGUCGAUAGAGCAUAAUACAAAAUAACGCCAUUCUGUUGGUAAAUUACGGGAUUUCAAUUGAAGCCAGCUAAAAACAGAACCAGUGUUUUAUUAGUGAUAGUUCAGGCUGCAGCGCGAUGGCGAGCCGUAACCUCCAGCAGGUGAAUAAUCCCAACAGCGCGAACGCUGCAUCUCCGCAGCCGCAGAAUGUGAAGCGCAGCGCGGACUCUCCAGCAGACCCCCGCGAGGUCACGGAGACCGACGCUCCGCCGCCGCGGGACCCGAGCCCCGCCGACACCGAGCCUCACGAGAUGACCGUGAACCUGAAGACCUUUCGGAGACCCGGGGAGAAAACAUUCACGCAGCGGUGCAGACUCUUUGUCGGUAAUCUCCCGUCGGAUAUGACGGAGGACGAUUUCAAGAAGAUGUUUUCCAAAUACGGCGAAGCAAAGGAGGUUUUCAUCAACCGAGACCGAGGAUUCGGCUUCAUUCGGCUGGAAACAAGGACGCUUGCAGAGAUUGCCAAGGCUGAGUUAGACGGCACGAUGCUGGGGAACAGGCCCAUCCGUAUUCGUUUUGCCACACAUGGGGCCGCGCUCACGGUCCGAAACCUGUCUCCAGUGGUGUCCAAUGAGCUGCUGGAGCAGGCCUUCUCACAGUUCGGCCCGGUUGAGCGGGCAGUUGUGAGUGAAACAAGACCCCUGAUCACCCUGUCGGGGUUAUUCUGCGAUAACAGCCUGCUGGAUGCACAUUAUCCCUUACAUAUCAAGUCUCCUCGUCCAAUCAUUAUUGAGCCAACAGAACAGUUUGAUGAUGAAGAUGGGCUACCAGAAAAGCUGUUGCAAAAAUCAGCACAGUAUCAUAAGGAAAGGGAGCAGCAGCCACGCUUUGCUCAGCCAGGAACCUUUGAGUUUGAGUACUCCUCACGCUGGAAGGCUUUGGAUGAGAUGGAGAAACAGCAGAGGGAACAAGUGGAACGCAACAUACAAGAGGCAAAGGAGAAACUGGAGGCUGAAAUGGAGGCUGCCAAACAUGAGCAUCAACUCAUGAUGAUGAGACAAGGUAGUUUUCUGAAAGAAAACCGCAUUGGAUUGUUUCUGUUAUAUUGA
This is a messenger RNA of Sinocyclocheilus rhinocerous, 1157 nucleotides long. It is a transcript of the gene pspc1, whose product is annotated as paraspeckle component 1. The record is from RefSeq and is a predicted model, not a curated record. Lineage: Eukaryota; Metazoa; Chordata; Actinopteri; Cypriniformes; Cyprinidae. Gene Ontology annotation, molecular function: RNA binding. Bases 186 to 1157 code for a protein of 323 amino acids. The transcript is spliced from 5 exons.